This is a messenger RNA of Vairimorpha ceranae, 1536 nucleotides long. RefSeq names its product importin alpha subunit. The transcript has a single exon. Gene Ontology annotation, biological process: NLS-bearing protein import into nucleus. NCBI's taxonomy places the organism in Eukaryota, Fungi, Microsporidia, Nosematidae. Gene Ontology annotation, cellular component: nucleus; cytoplasm. Gene Ontology annotation, molecular function: nuclear import signal receptor activity; protein binding. The record is from RefSeq and is a predicted model, not a curated record. The coding region runs from base 1 to 1536 and encodes 511 amino acids.
AUGGGUAGAUCUUAUAUGUUUGAUGAUAGAACGAAAGAAAAUAGAAGAAAACAAAGAGAAGAAGCUCAAGUCGAAAUAAGACAGAUAAAAAAAGAAGAACUGUUAAAUAAGAAAAGAAGUUUAAGUCUGGCAGUAUCUCAGAUUAGUAAUUUUAAUGAAAUGAGAAACAGGUUGGAGUCUAAUGAUUUAACUAUUCUUCAUCAAGGGACCUAUGAAUUUAGAUCCCUUUUAAGUGUUGAGGGUAGUCCUCCUGUUCAAGCUGUUAUAGAUUCUGGAUGUUUACCGCGUUUUGUUAAAAUAUUGGACAGAAAUUUUAUUAUUAGUCUUAAUGGACCAGAAGAUCUGAUUGACAAGACAAGAAUAGAAGCUGCUUGGGUUUUAACAAAUAUUGCUGCGGGUACUUCUGAUCAGACCAUGGCUGUACUUGAAGCCGGUGCACUUAAUCCACUGGUUUCUAUGUUGUAUGAACCAAAUGAGACAGUUAUAGAUCAAAGUGUAUGGGCGCUAGGGAAUAUAGCGGGUGAUUCUGAAGUUGCUAGAGAUUCUAUUAUAAAAACGGGUGCAUUAGAUGUGUUAAUAGCUCUACUAGAAAAAUAUCAUUUACAGGAAGGACACAUUAAGCUUGUAAGGAAUAUGACUUGGUUAUUAAGUAAUCUUAAUAGAGGAAGGAAUCCUCCGCCAAAUUUAUCUGAUAUGCAUAAGUCUCUACAAAUAUUAUUUAAGCUAAUUAAUGUACGAGACCCAGAGACUGUAUGUGACUCAUUCUGGGCAUUAAGUUAUAUUGUAGAUGUAGAUUGUGGAUGUACUGAUAUUGUACUUGGUUCUAAUGUAAUGGCUAAGGCGUAUAACUGUUUAGAAGCAUAUUGUUGUAAAUUAAGAAACUCGACGCAUGAUCCAGAAGAUGCAAGAAUAGGAUCUAUGUCUAUUUCUCCCAUUAUAAGAAUGUUAGGUAAUAUUGCUACAGGUAAUGAUAAUCAAACUAAUGCUAUAAUUAAACUGGGAUUCUUAGACUUUUUUGGGAUAUUAUUUUACAGAAUUGACAAUAAAAAGUCACAAAGAUUAAGAAAGGAAAUAUGUUGGACAGUGUCUAAUGUUACAGCGGGACCUAUUGAACAAGUGGCUGUUGUAGUAGAAGGAGGGAUAGUUCCUAUGCUUAUUGAUGCUAUGAAUGCUUAUGAGCCAUUUAUUAGAAAAGAGGCAUGUUGGGCACUAAGUAACGCACUGUUUUAUUGUUCACAAAAACCUGAGUGGGUGAAAAUAUUUAUCGAUAACAAUUUAAUAGAUGCACUCAUUUCUUAUUUAGAUAUAGCUAGUAACCUUGUUGAUAUGCAAUCACAUAUUUUAGAUUGUUUUUUACACAUUUUAGAAGGUGGUAGGAAAUAUGAAAAAAAAUUUGGAUCUAAUAUCGCGGCAGAAAAAAUUUUAGAGACCGAAGCAAUUAGUCGUAUAGAAAAUUUACAGGAUGUUGAGUCUAUAGAGGUAUCUGAUAAGGCUUAUAAGAUUAUUGUAGAAUAUUUUGACGGAGUAGAAAGCUAA